Exophiala xenobiotica is the source of this 519-nucleotide messenger RNA. RefSeq lists its product as uncharacterized. NCBI's taxonomy places the organism in Eukaryota, Fungi, Ascomycota, Eurotiomycetes, Chaetothyriales, Herpotrichiellaceae. The coding region runs from base 1 to 519 and encodes 172 amino acids. The record is from RefSeq and is a predicted model, not a curated record. The transcript has a single exon.
AUGUCUACAUCAUCGGCAUCAGCGCCAGACGCGUUGCCACCGCUAUCCGCCGCCGACUUCAGAUUCUACAACCGCCUGGCCGAGCACAUGGAGUUCUACCACAACAUGCUACGGUCGACCUGGGACCAAUUGUACGCCGGUACAGCUCCGGGCUCACGUCUAAAACCCACUCAGCUGAUCAAUUUGGGUUUGCACUUCUGUCGGCACCUCGAGGGCCACCACAAUAUCGAAGAGGCGGAGUGGUUCCCUGUGCUGGGGAAGAAAAUGGAGGCUUUUCGAUCCAAGGGGUUCGCUAAGGAACAGCACAAAGAGAUGCAUAAAGGUCUUGAGAGGCUGAUCCCCCAUCUGACCGAGUGCCAACUAGGUCACCGGGAGCUACGCAGGGAGGAAGUACGGGAGAUCAUGGAUUCAUUUGCUAAGGUAUUAUGGACGCACCUGGACGACGAAGUCAAGGAGUUGGGCGCGGACAAUAUGAGAAAGUAUUGGUCGAAGGAGGAGAUGAGGAGGUUUCCAUUCUGA